Molecule: messenger RNA, 2137 nt
Organism: Xylaria bambusicola
Lineage: Eukaryota; Fungi; Ascomycota; Sordariomycetes; Xylariales; Xylariaceae
Product: FAD-binding domain-containing protein
Exons: 5
Coding region: 359-1930 (523 amino acids)
Molecular function (GO): FAD binding
Source: RefSeq, a predicted model, not a curated record
CGUCACUAUAUACCGGUACUGUUAGGGCGACGUAAUCAUGCUGCGGUCGGUCGACAUAACGCUCGAUUGACCGACCCACUGCCUAGGUGAACAAAUCCGCCUAUCUUGCAUCGCCAUCGCUCUAGUUCGAGUCCAUACCCAUAUCUCACAGGGCUCGGAGGGCUCGCAGGGCUCAUACUUAGGACCAGCCCUUGUCUGCCACCGCUGUUUACAUGAAAGCAUGGAUAUUUGUCAUUUGCCAUUUGCCAUGGCUCUUAAAUUGCCCUGUUAUAAUUCCACAAUGCGCGGCACUUCUUUGGCGCGUCUCUAGUCUCGCUAACUUGUUCCCGUCAUUGCAUCACGGCAGCACGUAUCCACGAUGUGGCCAAAAACUCCAAACACAUUGUGCUCGGCAUGGAGACUUCCUAUUCAGAUACUCGUUUUUUCUGGUCUUUCCCAGAGCUUAACGGCCGACCCGCUUCCCGUUAUCAGAUCUCAGACACCAUCCCCAGCGCAUCAAGCGUGCUCUUUAGCCAAGACCGCGUUUAAGGCCAGCGCUAACGGGUCUGCAACACCAGAGUACAUUGAUGCUCAGUCCAAUUCUUAUGUCAACCGCACGCAGGUCAACUGGUCGAGCAACAACUGGCAAAAUGCAUCCUGUAUUGUGUCCCCCCAAGAUGUACAAGACGUCGCGCGAGUCAUCGGCAUCAUUACGUCUACACAAUCCCCGUUCUCCAUUCGAAGCGGUGGACACGACUUCAACAAGAACCAUAGCACAGUUGAAAAUGGCGUUAUUAUAGAUAUGGUCAAUUUCAACGACAUCACUCUCAGCGUGGACAAGUCAAGUAUCACGGUUGGCGUGGGUACUCGCUGGGGUGCUGUUUACCAAGCUCUAAAUGGCACAGGGGUAUCCGUCAACGGUGCUCGAAGUCCAGAUCCGGCGAUCGGAGGACAAACAAUAUCGGGUGGCAGCGGAUGGUUGAACAAUAUCGCCGGCCCAACCGCAGCUUCAGUCAUUGCUGCUGACGUAGUUCUGGCCAACGCGUCAAUAAUCCACGCUACAGAGCAGAAUGCAGCAGACCUUCUAUGGGCGCUCAGAGGAGGCGGUCCCAACUACGGCAUCGUAAUCUCGUUCACGUAUAAGACUCUCCCUGUGGACAAGGUCUGGUAUGGAACAGUUCAAUUUCCGGCCGAAAGGAAUCGAGAACUCCUAGAUGCGCUCGUAGAAUAUCGUCAGUUAGCCGCCAAGGACAGCAAAGCUAGUAUCGUAUUUGGCUUAUCAACGGAUACCAGUGUUCCCGCGUCAUUUGUCGGCUUCUUUUACGCGGAUGCUAUAGAAUACCCGAGCGUGUUUAGCCCGUUUUACAACCUCACAGCGGCGCCGGGAGGUAUCACCCCCAGGCUUGGUACUCUGGCAGACCUGACAGCCGGUACUCACAGUCCUCAGUAUCCCGAGCCGGGUACAGUUCCGUCGUCUCACUAUGCUGUUACAAUGCCUCAUAAAGUAGACAAAGCGACGUAUAAUGAGACGUACACCACAUUCACCUCUUUGGCAGAGGAAGCCUCAGAUCGCGGUUGGGUGUUUGCAUUCGGCUCUCAGCCAAUUUCCGCCAAUGCGGCCCGGGCCGCUUCCAAUAUGCCACUUGGACUAGAGGUCGUAGAACAGGACUGGGCUUAUGCUACGCUCGGCUGGGAGUCGCCAGAUGACGACUCAGACGCGAUGGGCCUACUGGUGCGCAUGGGGCAAGGCUUUGGUAGCGCUGCUGCUCGUCAUGAUACUAAGAUAAGAUAUUUGUUCAUGAAUGAUGCGUACGACGGGCAGCCUGUUUUGUCGAGCUAUGGUGUCGAGAACGUACAGAAGUUGAGAGACAUCAGUCGGAAGUAUGAUCCCCAUCAAGUAUUUCAGCGGCUACAGAAUGGAGGAUGGCUUCUCAGUAGAGAGACGGCCUAAAUAUCUCUUUCUAGACUUUUGAUGGUACUGAUUAUUCCACCCUUGGUGAUAUCUGGCUGUUUAAUACAUUUCUAUCCGCUUGAUAGCGACAGCGGCUUUUCUUGCAAAAUACACUUUACCGGAAUCCUCCAAUAUUACCUACUCGUGCUUAACUGCAUGACGAUCUAAAAUAAUGAACUCCUAGAGUAUGGAAUACAAUUAUAACAU